AAUUCUGAAUCUUCGUAGAACUCCGGGGCAGAUCCGAGUAGAAGGUAUAGGCGCCAAUGCAGCCACGUACACAAAGGGUUCCACAACUGUACGAUUGAGAUCCCUCGUUGACGAGACUUUCUCGAUGCAAUUUGAAGUCUACAUCCUACAAUCGAUUACGACUAUGACACCAAUAUGCAAGGUCGACUCCUCCGCCUGGGAUCACCUUUCUGGACUCCAGCUUGCCGAUCCAACAUUUGGUACUCCUGCCAAAAUUGAUCUACUUAUUGGCGCAGAUAUUUGGCCCGCUUUAAUUGCCGAUGGGAUUGCUGCGGGGCUCCAUGACGAACCGUGCGCGCUCUGUACCCGCCUCGGUUGGGUUGUGUUUGGCCCUGCGAUGGUCAAUACUCCAAAUCAUUUGACGCAUACUCUAACUGUCAGUAAAUGUAUAGGCGAUCAGCAACUGGAUAAACUACUGCAGAGGUUCUGGCAGGUUGAGGACAAUGGUCCUGCCGACGAACUCUCGGUAGACUCUUGUGAACGGAUUUUCAUUGACACUGUACGUCGCACAGCGAGUGGACGCUAUAGUGUACAAAUACCGUUUCUUCCGAAUGCUCCAGUGUUAGGAGAUUCAUAUCAAGCAGCGCGCCGUCAGUUUUUUCAUCUUGAGCGAAAAUUAGCUGGUGACCCUGAACUUCGCAACAAAUACAUCACGUUUAUGCAAGAGUACAUAGCACUCGGUCAUAUGAAUCCCGUGGAAGACGAUUGCUUCGACCCGACGCAAUGCUAUUACAUACCCCAUCAUGCGGUAACAGGGAAAUUUCGUGUGGUAUUCAACGCGUCCUGCAAAACCACAAGUGGAGUGUCAUUGAACGACACUCAGUUUUCGGGACCACAGCUGCAAGACAAUUUGAUUGAUAUUCUUCAUCGGUUUCGACGUUAUCGAAUAGCUAUAACAGCCGAUGUCAAGAAGAUGUUUCGACAGGUUGAGAUCAACCCCUUGCAUCGUAAAUGGCAACGCAUCUUGUGGCGGGAGUCACCAGUCGAACCACUACGUAGCUUCGAGUUGGCAACAGUAACAUAUGGAAUGACAAGCAGUCCAUACAAUGCGAUCCGCUCCUUACGCCAAUGUGCUGUAGAUAACUACAACAUUGUGGAGGACGAAAACCGGGCUUCUAGGGCAAGAAACAGUAUCCUUGAUGGAUUUUACGUCGACGACUAUUUGGAAAGUUUUGACUCUCUGUUGGAAGCUGUUAGUUGUGCUCAUGAUGUCAAUACGAUCCUUCGUCAAGGUCACUUCAUUCUUGACAAAUGGAACUCGAACUGCGCCAGAGCACUUCAUGCUAUCACCGAUCCAGGGAAAUCUGAAGUAGAAAUUGAAUUAUGCGAUUCCAACGCCACUGUGUUAGGCUUACAUUGGAAUCCGUUGAGCGAUGAGCUGUUUUUUAAGGUGAGAAUUGAGGACUCACAUACACUAUCCACAAAGCGUAGUAUCUUAAGUGACGUUGCAAGGCUGUAUGACCCGAUUGGUAUACUAGCGCCAGCUGUAGUUCUGGCCAAAAUGUUCAUUCAAACCCUGUGGAGGAAGGAUCUUAACUGGGACACUCCACUACCUGUGGAAUUACAAGACCAGUGGCUCGAAUUUCGAAAUGGUCUUGAAGAACUAACGCGAAUGCGUGUACCGCGUUGGUUAGGCAUGUCACCUCAUGCAUUUUGUACACUUCAUGGCUUCUGUGACGCUAGUUCGAAGGCGUAUGCUGCGGUUAUCUACGUGAAUAGUGGCGCCCAAGGAGAUUAUUCCAAUAUGACACUUGUUACUGCAAAAACCAAGGUGGCACCUGUGAAAGAGAUUACUAUACCACGCUUGGAACUUUGUGCUGCCCACCUGCUGGUAUUCACUCUACGUCAUGUGCAAAAGGCGCUCCGUUUAGACAACGUCCCUUACACACUCUGGAGUGAUUCAACUAUCGUUUUACAUUGGAUUCAUAAACAACCUUCAGUUUUGAAACAGUUCGUCGGUAAUCGAGUUGCAUACAUCCAGGCCCACACCAAGGUAGAAUGUUGGCGACACAUUCGCUCCGAGUACAAUCCGGCCGAUUGUGCAAGUCGAGGAAUUACGCCUGCAAGCCUUCUGCAUCAUCCGCUAUGGUGGACAGGUCCACCUUCUCGUUAUAUAUGCAUCGAAAACGAUCCAGUUGUGCCAGAACUAACGGAGGAGCAACUCCAGGCACAGACCCUAGAAUGUCAACAUUUUCGUACUCUUAUAACAACUCGCCAGGAUGAUCACCAAUGUCUUAUGACUUCUUCGAAUGGUCGCCAAAUCCCCCUCAUUGAGAAACUUAGCAUACUUAGUCGUGUUCUCAAUACAACAGCGCGAUUAAGACGUUUUCUGCCACGUUACAAGGGUAAGAGGUCGAAUAUUGUGACCGCAGAAGAAUACGAAUGGGCUCUGCUUCUAACUGUUAAACAAGCUCAAGGUAAGGCAUAUAGACGAGAAAUUAAUGCUCUGAAAUCAAAUUCCAGGUUAGACAGUCGAAAUCACCUAUUAGCCCUCAAUCCAUAUGUGGAUCAUGAAAGCAUUUUGCGAGUCGGCGGGCGUCUCCGAAAUGCAGAAAUAUCUAAUGAACAACGACAUCCAAUGAUUAUUCCCAAGGGAUCAUUUGCUAACUUAUUAAUUGCUGAUUCCCACAGACGAUGUCUUCAUGGUGGCAUCCAGCAAAUGUUACAGUACCUGCGACGACGGUUUUGGAUAAUUCACGCGCGCUCGCAAGUGAAGGCGUACAUAUGGAAAUGUACCGUGUGUCGGAGACAUCAACGUAUUCUCCAGAAUCAACAAAUGGCUUCGUUACCCCGUGAACGGGUACUUGUGGCUCCAGUUUUUUCAAACAGCGGCCUAGAUUAUUGUGGUCCGUUCCAUGUCCGCAUUGGUAGUAGAAGAUCAACUACAACAUCUAAGACAUAUGCUGCUAUAUUCGUCUGUAUGGCCUCACGAGCAGUCCAUAUAGAACUUGCUGAGGAUUUGAGUACGAGAUCCUUCAUAGACGUUUACGACCGAUUUAUUAGUCGCCGCGGUAUUUGUGCCAAGCUCUUCAGCGACAACGGUACCCAGUUUGUGGGCGCUGAUAAACAGAUGCGUGAAGAUGUGAAGGAAUGGGUAUCCUCAUACGCGCAACAGCACGUUGCUUAUGUUGGUACUCAAUGGAAGUUCAUUACCCCCGCUGCGCCACAUCAUGGUGGCAUCUGGGAAGCAGCGGUCCGCUCGGCCAAGAAGCAUCUACUUCGCAUUAUGGGCCAACAGUCAUUGCGAUAUCAUGAGCUUUUAACGCUAUUGACAAGAAUUGAAGCUUGUCUUAACUCUCGACCAAUUGUAGCCUUACAUGAUGACCCCGAAGGAGGACUAGCCUUAACCCCAGGUGAUUUCAUAAUUGGCCGACCAAUCAAUUGCCGUCCUGAGCCACCGUUACCAGAUAUACCGCACAACCGCUUACAUUAUUGGCAGCGCCUGCAAGGAAUGUUCGAACAUUUUUGGAAAAAUGAGUAUCUAAAUUCGCUUCAGGCCCGUAGCAAGAGGAUGCGGCCUGAACCAAACCUCCAAGUAGGAGAUGUCGUACUUAUUCGAAAUGAGAAUUUGCCACCCGCCUGUUGGCGCAUGGGUCGUAUCACGGACACCCAUCCUGGCAGCGAUGGCCUUGUCCGCGUCAUUACGAUAGAAUACAAUGGAGAUCGGUUGACGGACGAAGGCAUGUACGUCAAACGCCACUGUCAACGCCCUGUACAAAAGGUGGUAAGACUAACCGGAAUACACGAAGAAAUUCUGAACCGUGAGGGUUCAGCCGGGGAGGAUGUUCGAGAUUGAGAUUUUGUAUAGGGUAUAAUCCCCCAUCUAAGUUUGCAUACGCUACGCCUAUGGAGCAAAUAUCGCCUGAUUGUAGCGUUAUUUCUUCUUUCUUUUGUUAUUUGUAUUCAGCUAUUGACUUAUAGGCAUAUGUAUAUACAUAAGUAUGCUAGUGACGCUGACUGCUGCCUACUGUAUAUAUGCACACCGCUAGCAUAUGCUCUAUUCCCGAAAUCCUAAUUAGUUUACAUACAUAUCUACAUAUUAAGUAUAAGCGCAUCUAUUCGCACCUACAUAAAUUGUAUUACUUAUUGAUGUGCAGUUAUUAUCAUUGCACUUUUUGUACAUGUACCUACUGAACAAGCAGGCAUAUAAUUGCCGCUCAUUGCGGAUUUAAGUUAGUGCAAAGAAUAAAGUCGUGACGACAGGUCAUAUCAUUGGCAGUUCCU
Molecule: messenger RNA, 4263 nt
Organism: Bactrocera dorsalis (oriental fruit fly)
Lineage: Eukaryota; Metazoa; Arthropoda; Insecta; Diptera; Tephritidae
Exons: 1
Coding region: 125-3835 (1236 amino acids)
Biological process (GO): DNA integration
Molecular function (GO): nucleic acid binding
Source: RefSeq, a predicted model, not a curated record